GUUUCUUGUUAUUUUUAAAUCUCCUUCAUGACAUCGCUUUGAUGUCUUGGCCCAAAUAAUCUCACGGGACUCAAACUCACGCUUUAAAAAAAGAAAAAAAAAAGAAAGUGUUUCUUGGCUUACACUUACAGUGCCUUAAAAUAAUUUCAAGUCUGGGGCUGAGCUGUUCGUAUUCAUCGUAGAACAUAGAAAGCUAGAAUUCAUCGUAGAAUAUAGAAAUUUAGAAGAGUAAAGCGUGUAAGUAGCGACGAACGUAAAUCAAGAAUGCUCGUGUGAAUAACAAUUUAUCAUUUCCUAAGGCGGACCGUCCGUUAUGAUAAUUACCGCCAUCGUUUCUCCUUUCGUUUUCUCUUUUUAACUUCUUCACUAACUUCACAACGGUAAAUAAGACGUCGUCUGGCGAAUGCCCGUUACAAAAAUGUUAGUUAUUGAAUAGAUUACUUCAGAUUAUUAAAGUAUAAUAAAUUCUGAACUUAAAUUAUCUUCAAAGUAAUAUCCUGUGCCUAUACUUAUACUUUUAUUGACUCUAGAAAUUAUACUAAUAGUAAUAGUAAUAGUAAUAGUAUUGGUAAUCUACCACUUGAGCGCGGCCAAGAAAAAAUCCAGUUGUUCCAUUUGGAAGGGCUAUUUAAACAACUAUUCUUACAUUGGAGUCUGUUAAUAUUUUUGCUUCUGUAUAGUCUAUAUAGCACAAUAAUAAUACAUUUAAAUAAUUAUUACUGCUAAGCUACCGAUAUGCCAGGAAGAAAAAGAGACUACAAAAGUGCCGAUGUCCGAAAUGUUUGAUACAGAUCAGAUACGAAAUGAAGAAGAAUGGUGGCUGUCCACACUACUGUUGAAUUUGUCAGACCCCUUAUUCAGCAUCUAAGAUGGUGCAUUAGCAAAAUUAUUUUUUUUGAUCCAGAUGAUGCGGAUGUCCACACACAGAAUGUGGAAAAUGUGGAUGUUCAAAAAGCGUAAACUGAAAAGACAGUUUGGCACAAGCCGUGAUCUUUCCCCUUCAUAUUUACGUGAAUUCAUGUACCACAAUAGAUUUCGUGGAACUUAUAUUUUUUAAAACUUCAUGUCGCCUUGGGGGAGAACUAUACAUAAUUUCAUUUUCAAACAUUAAAUAGUUUAAAUUCUUCUAUUUCAAAUUUUUUAAAAUAGUUUUUCUAUAAAAAAAAAAUGUUCUUGUGUAUUUGUAUUAGUACUAUUAUUAUGGGAAUGAAUACGUACAACUAAUGUAAUUAAAAAUAGUAUAAGAAUAAUUAUUUAAAUAGCCCUUCCAACCUGAACAGCUGGAUUUUUCCUUGGCCGAUGCUCAAGUGGUAGAUUACCUAGAAAUUAUAGGGCAGGGCUAUCGGCUAUAUAGUCAAUGCCAUGGACAGACUACAUAGACCAGUGGUUCUCAACCUUCCUAAUGCCGCGACCCUGUAAUACAGUUUUUCAUGUUGUGGCGACCCUCAGCCACACAAUUAUUUUCGUUUUACUUCAUAACUGUAAGUAUAUGUGUAUUCAGAUGGUCUUUGGUGACCCCUGGGAAAGGGGUCGCAGCGACCCACAGUUGAGAACCAAUGAUAUAGACUAUACUAUAGGGUGACCAAAUCAUGAACUGGAAAAAACGGGACACUUUCAUGGACGGUUUUGGGGGGUGGGAGAUACCCUCCAGUUUUAAGAGGGCGCCUGGGGCCUCCGCCGGAAACUGUUGAUUGAAAUAUGCUCAUUUUAACUAUGAAAUCUAACCUAGAAAUCUACUUGGGGCACUCAGUCUUUUCCUUUGUCAUGUGUUUCACUGAUGUUAUGUGUUGUUGUUUUAUGUCUGAACGUCCACAAUCCACAAUGACUAAUACUAAAAACGUUAUUGCAAACUAUGCACUCGGCUUCACUUUCAUAGGUCCCUUUUUUAAAACUUUUUUAAUAUAGUUCCACUCUUUGGAAUACUCCUCCAUAAACUUACAUUGAUGCUUGGGCAUAAUUAUUGUCUACAUGAGAAGAUAAUAUAAAAUUAAAGAAUAAAAUUCAACACCAAAAACAAACAACUGUCACUCUGACACGAACAGAUGGACAGGCCGGCAGGGAUCACACACAAGAAUAACACAUUACACACAGCAGUAGCUGAAUCAAAAAUUGGUUUCUGCGAAGUAACAUCCCCUCCCGACUUCAAGUCUCGUGUCUUUAGCUAUGGUGGAGGGGGAACAGAGCAGCCAUCAUGCGAGCCCACAUCGAUACUGGCACAGCUAGCCAAAAUAUUACUUGAAGUUAUAUUAUAAAUUAGGAAGUUUUAGUGAUUUGAAAAUGUGUUUGGUUUAAAAAAACAGGACUUUUAGGCAUCCGGGGAGACUUUUUCGGGACAACGAGUACGAUCGUGAAAAAACGGGACAAUCGGUCACCCUAUUCUAUUACUAUUACUUAUUUAUAUUAAAUUUUAAAUUACUAAAUGACUAAAUUAGGACAAGUGGAAUCACAUAUCACUGACAGGCAAUGGCAAGGACAUGACAAAAGACAUAAGCAAUAAUAAGUAUAUGAAACUUAGAAAAGAUAAGUUUCUCUUACUCUUUGUAGUAUUAGUCUUAGACUUUUAGUCUAAGGUAAAUGCAAAGAGAAUGUACUACACUCUACGGAAUACUCAGUGAGAGUGAGUGGUGAGAGUGACACAUUCACAUUCAUUUUAUUCAAAGAGUUAGAAUUCCUACUACGAGCUACAGUCUUAUUGAGUGUACUCUAGUCUCAUGACACACUUAUUUACUAUGAGGCUGCGGCUAUUCGGACCAGGGUAUCAGAAGUGAGAGUUUGGGUUUAUUAAAAAAUAUUUAAAAUAUUAUUGUAGGGUUUGUAAGACAAAAUUAGGUAUCAAAUGAAAAAUAAUUGAAUGGACUAUUUUUUUGUAAACUUACUUCUUUAGUUUAACUAAAAUAAACUACCAUAAAUGACAUCCCAAUAGCAUUUAUUCUAAAGGGACCCGGACACCCAUAGCCGCUAUUCGGACCGGGGUCCCUUUAGACUCAAUGCCUUGGGGAUGUCAUUUGUGGUAGUUUAUUUUAAUUAAAAUUUAAAAAAUGAGAGUUCCUGCACCUUUUCUCUUACAAAAAAGCACAGAUUAUAUUACAUACUUUUAGCGCACACUUGAAUCUUGACUACCAGUAGUGUGACAUAAAUAUUUGUACCAGUAAAAAGGUCCAUGCUAAAUCUCUAUUUUAUUAUUACCUGCUACCUAGCCUUAGGCCCAGGCCUAUAGUUUAUAAUAAUUAGGCCUAUAAUAGUAUUAAUAGCUAGGCCAAACGGUCUAAAGUGAGUCGAUUCCAAGGUUGUAGACUGGUGGUAAAUCCCCAGCAAAAGCCUAGACCAGCACAAAAAAAAACAUCACCAGCAUCCCAGGUGGAUGGGACUACCUAACCUUGGAUGGCUACUCGUCUAAGAGAAGGAAAACUCUGAAUUCAAACCCAGAGAUGGAGUCCCGUUGGUGGUAUGAAAUUGACACAAUGAAAAUUCCUGCAACUCCUGUGACACUUCUGGUGCCAAGCAGUAUCAUCCACAUAUGAUGUUUCCUUGGGUUAUCCAUAUGCGUGGAGAGAGUUAAUUCGUUGUCUAGGGAACCAGCUUAUCCUCCUAAAUAAAACUCCCAAGCCUUGUAGUUUCAGCCUGCAAAGUCUACACCAUUGUUACAUUGUGACGGAUGGAUACUAAAAUAAAAAAAAUAAAUCUAAAAAUCCUAAAAAUUAAAGAACAGGUAAAAGUUAGGUUCUAAGCUCAAAAUGGGAAAUACUGACACCAGGAUUUAAUUAGUAAAUAAGUGCAAACCUGCACCAAUGUUUCUUCAGCAAACAUUUAUUGGCAAAUAUGAGUGAAUUUAUUGCUCAUUUAAUUGCUGUAUAAUUGUCUUUUACUUUGCCAUUUCAAGACCAUCUCAUUGAGAUUAUCUCAUUUUGCUGAUGCUCAGAAUAUCCAGAUAGUGGCAAUCUUUUUCCGGGAGAAUUUUAGCCAUUUCAGUUUAGAAUUUGUACAGAAUUUUAUGGUUUAAGAAAUUUUACUGAGUAAACUUGAGUGCCAUCAUAAUGGGUGACCAUAAUUUUUCUGAUGCUAAUUUUUAUUAUUAUUUUUUUCAAAAAUUGUUUCUGUAGCUGUUUAUUGGUUUAAAGCCCAACACUUUUUCUUCCUAAGAUUGGCUUGGGACCAUUCAUGGCAGGAGUUUUAAGUCAAAUUACUUUACAAGUGUAAAACAAAACUAUGUCUUUGUAAAACUGUUACAUUUUUAAUAUAACUGUAGUCAUGGGCGCCCGCAGGUAGGGGCAAGGUGGGGCACUUGCCCCCCCUGGAUUGAUUGGAUAAAAAAAUUUUAGACAAAAAUAGACAAAAAAUUUAUUAAAGUAAAGAGAAAAUAAAGAGAAAGUAACUAAGCUGAUGUCCUGUCCGUUCGUUCACCAUACAAAUACGCUACAGUAAAUUAAAACUAUAUUAAAACAUUACUAAAAUUUUUUUGACCCCCCCCUGGAAAGUUAAUCGAUUUUUUUUAAAAAUGUCUUUUCUACAAUAUAACUUUUUGCUAUAUCUGACUUUAAAAAAUUUGUGUAUCUUCACUUUAAUUGAUCAGCUAUGCAUCUGAAGAAUUCUGACAAUGUAACAAGCUUUGCAUCUGACGUGAAAGAUGGUAGGGUUCAAUCCACAUGAAAGAGUGCAUCUUGCAUCCACAGAAUUUGCAUUUGCUGGAGCAGUUAGUGGAGCAGCCUCAAGAGCUAUUUCUCAACCAUUGGAUGUUAUUAAAAUAAGAUUCCAGGUUAUGUAUAAAUUAAGUCUAAAUUUAAAUUAGUAUAAAAUAAUUUUUUGAGGAUCUUUCAGUUUUAGAUAAGAAGAGUGAUAAGAUAAAUGGUCUUAAUUAGUAAUGUGAUGUCACAAAUAUGCAAAUAUCUGUUUACCAAAAAGGGCCACCUCAUCUAAAAUAGUCCUGGCAGACUUCAGUACAUGUAUUUAUAAUAUCCUAGUUACAUGAUGUGGAAAGAUGCCAUCAAUAUGCUUGUUUAAAAAUAUUAACAUUUUCUACCACUCCUCCCAAAUUGGACUACUUGAAAUACUUUUAGUUUUAAUUAAAAUUUUGAAUUAAAUUUUAGAUUAUUUCACUGCAUUAUGCACAAGUGAUGCAUAGAAAAAUGCUAUAUCAAAUCAUCCUUCUCUACAAUCUAAGCCUGUUGAUGUGGUAAACCCAUGUGGUAUAUCACAAUAGUGUGGUUUGAGACAUACAAAAAAUAAUGGUUAUUAAACAACAAACAAACUCAUCGAAAUAGUUACAUCAUAUCAAGUUAAUGAGAGCUUCACAGCUUGUUAAAAAUUUAUGAUGAAUCUGCUGGGUCAUUGUGUAAACAUUGACAACAUAUCUCCCAAAAUUGGAGCAGUGUAACAAAAAUCACAAGAAGUGAUUGAUAUAAAACAUCUAUCAUAUGGGUAGCAUUUUUUAUUGGCAGAAAUAUUUUCUCUCCCCCCAAAAUAAAGUCUUAACAAAAAUGUAAAAAAUAAACAAACUCAUUCAGAUAAGUAUCUCUUCCACUUUGCUACAUUUGUCACUUUUAAUGUUUACUUAAGGCUAAGGGUCAAGAAGUACUUAUUUAUUAAUAUUUAAUUUAAUAAUACGGUUCAUUUCCCCACUUAGCUCAGUUACUGGUAAUCAAAGUCACUGCUUUGGUUUGCAAGAAGGAGUUGCAUUAGUGUGCUUCUUUUGGAUUCUCAUAAAAUAUAUCUUAAAUUUACAGUUACAAGUUGAACCCCUGAAAAAGACACCCACCUCAAAGUAUUAUGGGAUAUUUCAAGCAGUUAGCUGCAUUAUCAAGGAAGAAGGUGUCACAGCUUUAUGGAAAGGGCAUGUCCCUGCACAAGUUCUGUCUGUUGUUUAUGGAGUUGCACAGGUCUGUUUGAGACUUCACUUGUUUGACUUCAGACUUGAAAUGAAAGCUUAUUAUUACAUUAGCUCAAAAUCAGAAAAUAAUAAUUUUUUGUUGCUAUCAAUACAAUUAUAAUAUAUUUUACAAUUUUUAUAUCAAACAAGUUAACUUUUUAAGAUAAAUUUGAAAAGGGUGUUGGAGGGAAGGGGGGUCUGGAAAGUUAGUAGGCCAGGCCAAAGGUUUUUGAGUAGCUAAACUUACCCCCCACAUGCUGAUAUUAAAUUGUGAAUAUCUCACUUUCAGUAUUCAACUUUUGAGAUCUUAACAGAAAGAAUUUGGCACUAUCUUCCUGAAAUUCUUACCACAACAUAUCGACCAGUGACUCAUACCUUGUGUGGUGGGCUAAGUGGUUGUAUUGCCACAGCUUUCAUAUUUCCAGUUGACUUGAUAAGGACCCGAUUUGUUGCCCAAGGAGAGCCAAAGGUACUGCUUAGGGGACACCAAUAAAGGACAUCCCCAGAGACAUUCAAAAGCUGACGCAUGUGCACAAGGGGGGAGGGGGGUAAAAGGUCUUGCAGACUUCUGCAAGCUAGUUAAGCACUUUUAGGCACACUGUGUGUAUUCCUCUAUGGCUGAUCUAUUUGCAAAAUUUAAAAAAAUUAAAAUCAUUAUCCAAGAAUUUAGAAAAAUACUUCAUAAGAGAGAUCGCUCUAAAUAUUUUUUGUUUGCUAUUUUUUCAACAAAUGCAAAUAUUGCGAGCUUUUUCUCUGAUAAAAAUUGCGAGCUUUUUCUCUGGUUGACGCUAAUCGAAUAAUUUAAAUUAGGGACCAUCGAACCAAAAAAGAAAAAUGUUAGACCCCUUUCCCCCUUGAUGCAUCUAACCUUUUUGGGCAGCACAAAUAUGGAGGGGCGGCAUAUACAAAUAUAUUGCACUCAUUUUUGAUAGUUGUUUCCUACAAUUGUGCAUGUUAGUGUCUAAAGGGAAAACAAAUUGAAAUUCAAUUUUCUUUAAGGUAGCAUUUAGACCGCUUUUUCCCCCCCCACUAAUGUGGGGUUGGGGGGGGGGGCAUUAAAGCAAUUUAGGUCAUUGGUGCAUGGGGUAAAAAAGACAUCUUGGAAGCACUGUCUGUAAGAAUAUUAAAGUUGUCUCAUUGGUUCCCCCACUUUCGUCCCCCUAGUUCAGCUGUAGGUUAAGUCCAAAGAAAUAAUUGGGUCACAAAUUACGUCACAUAGUAUGACAAUAAAUAACAAUUUUUGCUGUUAUUUAUUUUAAGACUUAAAAAAAAAAAAUUUAAUAUGGAUUCCACAGAUUUUUGUUGGAGUUAUUAGAGAGUGACAGACAUUCAGGAUAAUUAUUAAAUAUUAGAGAGUGACAGACAUUCACGAUAAUUAUUAAAUGUACAUACUUUCUGCUGACAACCCCCCCCCCCCCCCCCCCCCCCCUACCACAAACUAAAAAAAACAACAACCCCCCCCCCCCGUACACAUAAUAUAAAAAAAUCAUCAACCCCCUUCCCGCAGUAUUUACAUAAUCAAUGGAUGGACCCGUAUCUCACUAAUUUAGAAGUUUAAAUCUAAUGCCUCUUUGCUUUUUAAAAUCGUUUUUAUACUUCCUUGCAUUUUGCACUGUAAUUUUCCAUAUGCACCCGUGGAUGUCCACAGCGCUGGGGGGGGGGGGCUACAUGGGCAGGGGGGGGGGAAUGCAUAUUUUGUCCUUUAUGGACAACCCCUUUACUAUGUAUGGGUCUCAAAAACUUUAACAAAAACAAAACUAAUAAUUUUUUAAAUUUAAGAUAAUAUAAGUUUAUGAUAGUUUGUAUUAGCUUGAAUUCAUUUCUUGUACCGGUACUUGUUUUCAUUUAAAAUUGCUGUCUGCUAUUUUUUUUUUCAGAUUUACAAUAAUUUCACUACCGCUGUAACAUCAAUUUGGAAAAAAGAAGGAAUAAAGGGGUUUUAUCGGGGUUUGGUGCCCUCUUUAUUCCAAAUUGGACCACAGAUGGGAUUGCAGUUUGGGAUGUAUACCUUAUUUAUUGGUCUAUGGAACAAGGCAAUUGGCAUUUGGCCGACAUCACCUCCAGGUUAGAAAUAUAGCAGCAGUAGUAAGUUUAUUUUUAUUGGGACAAAAUUACAUGCACAAAGAUUUUCGAAGUCUUAUUCUUACUGCAUCACUUUCAAGCUUUACCCUUGCAGCCCAGAAAGAGUUUUGCUUUGCAUGUAAUAACAAUAUACUAAAAACGUUGAUCGACAUAGCUCUUUUACAUUCAAAUAAUCGUUGUUUGAGAGCCCUAUUUUAAUUUUGUACUAAAAUUUUGUUUUCAAGUAUAAGUGAUUUUUUUUUUUGGACAGUUUUUAAAAAGAACUACCUGUGAAAGCCUCAGAUAAUAUAAUUAAGUAUAAAUUGAGCAUUGUUAAUGUUAUUCAUAAUUUUAAAUUUUUUUUUUUACUUGCAGUGGCCCUAGAGUCCAUCAUUUGUGGAUCAGGAUCGGGAGCUAUUGCAAAAUUACUAGUCUACCCUCUGGAUGUUAUCAAGAAGAGAUUACAAAUUCAGGGUUUUGAAGAAGCACGGAAAAAAUUUGGAGCAGUACGACAUUACAAAGGCCCAAUCCAUUGCCUAGUAGUGUCGGUUCAAAAUGAGGGAGUGUUGAGUUUAUACAAAGGGCUCUACCCUAGCUUAAUAAAGGCCGGAGUAGUAGCUGGGAUAAAUUUUUGUGUCUAUGAAAAUGUCUGUAGAAUUAUUGCACUUUCUCAUAGCAUAGAUGAUAGGUAAUAAAUGAACCCACCCAACAUUUACUUAGAAAUAAAUGAAAUAACUAAGGUAAAUAUAAUUUUACAUGGUACUAAUGGUACCUGCAUUUUCUGAACUUUUGUAAGAAAAGAUUUAUUUAAUUUCAGAGUAAUUUAUGACAUUUCAACUCAUUUAUACCAUUUUUCAUUUUUUCGCAAAACUACUAUUUUGGAAAGUGAAUAAAAUGAUCUAUGUUUAGUGAAUCUUGAAUGCAUGACAAUUUAGAAAAAAAGAGAAGGAAAGUAAACUUUAUAAAAGUGUCUUUGCUGUGAUUAAGUGAUCAAGAAUGACUCAUUUCAAUAUGGAUUUUUCUGGUGCUAUUGUGACAGGGUGUCAGAAUGAUUAUUUAAAAAAAAAGAAAAAUGUGUUCUGAAAAUAUUAUUAUUUAUUAUACUAAUUCUUCUUCUUCUAUAUCUUAAGGGCCCACGAUCAAUUUAUUGAUCAUUUUGGCUCAUGUAGAUGGGAUUAGCAAUGUUUC
Molecule: messenger RNA, 9112 nt
Organism: Lymnaea stagnalis (great pond snail)
Lineage: Eukaryota; Metazoa; Mollusca; Gastropoda; Lymnaeidae
Source: the annotation of a GenBank genome assembly